AUGAUUAACAAGGCUAUAUUUUGGAAUAUCAGAUCUGUAAGAACUCAAAAGGCGUUUGAGAGAUUAGUAGAUCUGCAUAAAAUACAUCACUAUUCUUACAUUGCUUUAUUAGAACCUUUUCAAAGUCCAUCUGAAUUAGAAACAUACAGGAGGAAAUUAGGGCUUCCUAAUGCUAGGGUGAAUAGUUCAGCAAAAAAUUGGGUCUUCUGGGAAAAUGGUUGGGUGGAGACAGAUUCAACAGAUACAUGUCAACAGUUAACAAUGAAGUACCAAUUAAGGGGAACUGAUGAUAAAUUCACAGUAACGACAGUGUAUGCAAGGUGUAGUGCUUUGGAGAGACUAGAGCUAUGGGAAGAUUUGGAAAAUAUUGUUGAUCACACUAUCAGCCCUUGGUUGGUGGGAGGAGAUUUCAACACUAUAAUUGAUGAGUCUGAGAAGUUGGGUGGACUGCUAGUGACCAACCAGGAGACGGCAGACUUUGCAUCUUGUAUUAGUGCAUGUUCUUUGAAUGAGCUAAAAUUUGUUGGAAGUUGUUACACUUGGUGGAAUGGUCGAAUAGAAUACGAUUGCAUCUUUAAGAGACUGGAUAGGGUUUUUGGGAAUAAUGAUUUUAUGCAGUUAUUACCUAAUAGUGAGGUUCAUCCCUUAAUUAGGCAGGGCUCAGAUCAUACACCAUUACAUGUGAUAUGUAAUGCAUUACAGGAACAAGUUGUGAAGCCGUUUAGGAGCCUACUCAGCAAGGCGGAGGCAGAUUUGAAGCGAUAUCGACAUAUAGAGGAGGAGUACUGGAGACAGAAAGCUGGAAUGAAAUGGUACACUGAUGGAGAUAAAAACACCAAGUUUUUUCAUGCUUAUGUGAAGGGAAAGAGAAGAAAGCUUCAUAUUAAGGAGAUUCAUACAAGGCAGGGAGAUAUCAUUAGCAGAUCUCAUAAUAUAGUUGAAGAGGCCGUCAAUGUUUUUAAGGAACAGUUCAUGGAGAAUCAGGAGUGGAAUAACGUUGAAUUACUUCAAUGUAUUCCUAAGCUGGUCACAGACGGAGAUAAUGAAGAGAUGGAAACAAUGCCAACCAAGGAGGAAGUGAAGCAUGUGGUCUUCUCUCUAAAUGGGGAUAGUGCGAGUGGUCCUGAUGGGUUUUCGGGACAAUUUUUUCAGUCAUGUUGGGAUACUAUUGGCACAGAUAUUACAAAUAUGGUGAAGGCCUUUUUUUUGUGGAUGGGAGUUGCCCAAAUAUGUGACUCACACUAA
Messenger RNA from Solanum tuberosum (potato), 1245 nucleotides. RefSeq lists its product as uncharacterized. The transcript has 2 exons. Gene Ontology annotation, molecular function: catalytic activity. The record is from RefSeq and is a predicted model, not a curated record. Bases 1 to 1245 code for a protein of 414 amino acids. Lineage: Eukaryota; Viridiplantae; Streptophyta; Magnoliopsida; Solanales; Solanaceae.